UCUCUCUCUCAUGUGUGUGUGGAGCACAGAGGACAGCACACGCGCACACACGCAGGCGCUCGCCGACAUACCGACACACACUUUGGCGCUGCCGCCGCUGCUGCUGCUGUAUCACUGUAUCACACCAAUGUCAUUGCCGAGCUCGUGCUGAUGAGAGCCGCGCGCUCACUGACUGGCCGACUGACUGACUGACUGACUGACUGCUCUCCUCCAGGUCCGCUGCACCCACAGACACCCACCGACCCACCGGCAGACACCAGGCGGAGGACAGCCGGGGACGGGAUGCCUUUCUCGGAAGGAGAGUCCGGCGGCGGUGCCCGCGUGAGAGAGGGGACUCCGGAGCUCCUGCACCGGGAGACAACAAUACACACACGGCUGUCCGUGUGUCGUUAAUCGGUGAAAUAAUCACCUCUUAGCUCCACUGAUCCAUUGAUCCCACUGAUUGUUGAGUGGGACGGAAGAGAAGAGGGAGACCGAGCGCACCGGAGACACCGGGACCAUGAUCCGGAGCUGCACAGGGCUUAUCUCUGAGGGAUAGAACCGAGAGGAAGAAAGGGAAGAAGAAAUAAGAAAGGAAAAGGUUCUGAUCUUUUCUCCUCGUGCAGUAUACACUCACUGAUCCUAUUCAUCUAUUGAUCCAUUGAUCGGUGACUGUUUGUUUUGCGCACUGGGACCAUGAUCCGGAUUUGCUCGAGAGUUACAUCCGAUGGUUAGAGAAGAAGAGAAGAACAACAGAAAGAAGCUUGUUGUUUGUCUUCUGCUGCUGAAUCAAUAUCUCUAUCGAUCUCAGUGAUCGCAGUGAUCGGUGACUGGUCUGCGUUGGGAGGAAGAGGGAAAAGCGGAGGCUGGUUGUUGAACUAGACGCGGGAGCGCAUCGGAGGCGGCCGGGACCAUGAUCAGGAUCUUCCCGGAUUUCAGCGUCCAGGUGACGGCCUCGGCGGCCGGAGGAGCCGGGGCUGGAGGCGGAGGAGGAGGCGGUGGUGGCGGUGGGAUGGUGACCGGACCCCCGGUGGGUCGGGUGCCGGUGCCGGUCCCCGGAGCCACGAACGGGACCCCGCAGAGCGUGCAGGGAAUCACCGCCUACCAGCAAAGUGACCCCUACUGGGAGCGGCCGGCUAAUGCAGGCAGCUGCUCCGCCGCCCGGCCCAAGACCCUUCACCUGGCCGGCCAGCAGCAUACCUCCUCACCAUGGCUGCAGGCUCUGAGGAAGGAGAAGUCACGUGACGCGGCACGAUCGCGGCGGGGAAAGGAGAACUUUGAGUUUUAUGAAUUGGCCAAGAUGCUGCCGCUGCCGGGCGCCAUCACCAGCCAGCUGGACAAGGCCUCCAUCAUCCGGCUCACCAUCAGCUACCUGAAGAUGAGGGACUUCGCCAACCAGGGAGACCCGCCGUGGAAUCUGCGCAUCGAGGGACCACCGCCCAACACCUCCGUCAAAGCUAUCGGCACCCAGCGGAGGAGGAGUCCCAGCGUCAUCGCCUCAGAGAUCUUCGAACCUCACCUGGGCAGCCACAUUUUGCAGUCUCUGGACGGGUUUGUAUUUGCACUAAACAAGGAGGGACGCUUCCUCUACAUCUCCGAGACCGUCUCCAUCUACCUGGGACUGUCACAGGUGGAGCUGACUGGCAGCAGUGUGUUUGACUACAUCCACCCCGGCGAUCACGUGGAGAUGGCGGAGCAGCUCGGCAUGAAGCUUCCCCCGGGCCGAGGGAUGUCUCUGUCCCAGGGAGCCGUCAACGAGGAUGGGGCGUCUUCGGCUUCGUCAUCAUCGCACUCUGAGACUCCAGAACCAGUGGAGUCCAGCAGUCCCAGUCUUCUGGCUCCUGAUAACUCUCUGGAACGAUCCUUCUUCAUCCGGAUGAAAUCGACGCUCACAAAGAGAGGAGUGCACAUCAAGUCCUCAGGAUAUAAGGUGAUCCACAUCACGGGGCGUCUGCGGAUCAGGAUGGCUCUGACGCACAGCCGCUCGGUGCCCAAUCAGAUCAUGGGGAUGGUGGUGGUGGCUCAUGCCCUCCCGCCACCCACAAUCAACGAGGUUCGCAUUGACUGUCAAAUGUUCGUCACCCGAGUCAACAUGGACCUCAAGAUCGUCUACUGUGAGAACAGAAUCAGCGACUACAUGGACCUGACUCCAGUGGACAUUGUGGGGAAGAGGUGCUACCAGUUCAUUCAUGCUGAAGAUGUGGAGGGAAUCAGACAGAGUCACCUGGACUUGAUGAAUAAGGGUCAGUGUGUGACAAAGUACUACCGGUGGAUCCAGAAGAACGGCGGUUACAUCUGGAUCCAGUCCAGUGCCACCAUUGCUGUCAACGCCAAGAACGCAAGCGAGAAGAACAUCAUCUGGGUCAACUACGUCCUCAGUAAUCCAGAGUAUAAAGACACGCCCAUGGACAUCGCCCAGCUGCCAAACCUGCCCGAGAAAACCUCUGAAUCCUCCGAAACCUCUGACUCUGAGUCCGAGUCCAAAGAAAACUCAGACAAUGAGAACGCCAAGUCCGAGGGGAAGCCGGGCCACCAAUCAGAACACAGCGAGGACCCGGAGACAGACAGCAAGCGUCAGCAGCAACCUGGCCAAUCACAUUGCUCCUCAGAACAGGAAAUGAAACGUCAGGAAGAAGGUGAUAGCUCGAGCAACCCUGAGAGCCAGGACAGCGAUGACAGCCUGGAACCUUCAGAUGGAGACGGAGAGGAGCAGGAGGAGGCCAGGGGGGGAUCAGGAGGAGGAGGAGGAGGAGGAGGGGGAGGAGGAAGGCUAGGGAGGUUAGCAGGACUGGGAGGGUUAGGGGGACUGGGCGCCAUCGGAGGACUUGGUAAUCUGGGUGGGCUUCAUAUUAAAGUAGAGCACUAUGGAGAGGGGGAGGAAAUACAGCUGCACAACUCACAAACGUCUUCAUCAGAAGAGGAAGAAGAGGAGGAUGAGGAUGAUGACGAGGAAGAGGAUGGAGGCGUGCAAGAUUGCGACAACGCCAAUGCUGGAAACAAGCUCCAGAAGAGGCGGAAGAGGAGGAAAGUGCAGAAAUGGGACGGAUCGCGAAGUAGGAGGCUUCGUCUGUCCUCAACGACGCCCAGCCCCGUCACCAUAGGGGACACCACGCCACUGGUUGACCCCUCCCAGGCCACGUCCACCUCCUCUUCCCACCUCCUCACCUCCUCUGGCUCCCCAAACAGUGCAGGUGCGGCAUCCUCAGUCCUGAAGAUCAAGACUGAGAUGGCGGAACCAAUCAACUUUGACAACGACAGCAGCAUCUGGAACUACCCACCCAACAGAGAGAUUUCCAGAAAUGAGUCUCCAUACAGCAUGACCUCCAAGCCGGCUGCUGCAGGAACCCACGAGACCUUCCCCUCACCCCAGGGAGGCUCUCUACAGGUAUCCAUCCCCGACUCUGUCCUAACCCCUCCUGGAACUGAGGGAGGAGCUGGAGGAGUGAGAAAGCCUCCUUACAACGGAAGCUCUGCCCCGUCCUCAGCUUCCAGUGCUGCAAGUUUAGCACCUCCCUCCAGCGCUUCUUCUGCUGACCCACUGUCUCCCCCUCUGUCCGCCUCCCCACGGGACAAGCAACAAGGCACUCCCACCACCUCCUCCUCUUCCUCCUCUUCAUCAUCCUCCUCCUCUUCCUCAUCAACCUCUUCCUCUUCACUGCUGUACUCUGGUGACUUUGAGGCCCUACAACGUCUGCAGGCUGGUAACGUGGUGCUCCCGCUGGUCCACCGGGUCACGGGGACCCUGGCCCCCACCAGCACGACGGCUCCACGGGUCUACACCACCGGAACCAUCAGGUACGCGCCAGCGGACGUCACCCUGGCCAUGGCGCAAGGUAACCUCCUUCCCAAUGCUGCCAUGAACUUUGUUGACAGCUCGGGGUUCGGCCUCGACCCUAAGACGCCCAUGGAGAUGCUCUACCACCACGUCCACAGGCUCAACAUGUCGGCAGCAGCAGCCGCUGGCCCAUUUGUUGGAUCUCCGUCAGCCACGGGCGGGAACGGCGCACUAGGAGGCCAGAUGCCAACCGCAGCCAACGUUUUCACGACAGCAGAGGGACUCUUCUCAACACUACCGUUCCCAGUGUACAGCAACGGGAUCCACACCACGCAGACAACUCUGGAGAGGAAGGAGGAUUAACGCAAAACAUUCAAGACCGCAUUACUGUGUUUCCGGAAUCAACAACUGUGUCAAACUAAAAGACUACUCACUAGGGAAAAAAAGAAAGACUAUUUACUUGCUAUCUUUAUCAACACGGUGUAGCACUGUGUUUUCGAGAGGGGAGAAAGGACAGGAAAGGAUGACAAAUGUACUCUAGCACUUUGAAUCUGAGCAACUGAGCUUGUGUAACAGACAUGAAUGACCCUCAAAUAUGUCCCCCUUUUCUAUCUUUUUUCUCUCUCCUCUUCAUCCUCCUCUUCUCCUCUCUCAGUCUCUCUCUUUGCUCCUGUUUCUCGCAAUCAGCAACAAUUUUUCUCCUGAACAAGUGAACAAAAAACCAGACUAUUCUUUAUUGUAAAGAAUUCCUUUUUUGCCUACAGAGAAUUCAUAUUGCCUAAGGACUCCGCUGGAGCCUGACGGGGAUAAUUUUUAUUAUUUGACUUGUUUCUGUUGCAUCUUUAUGAAGAUGCUGAUUGUGUGUAUUUAAAGGAGGACGGUACAGGGGUUUGUUAUGGACAGAAAACUCUACAUGGCGCUCCUCUAUAUGUAUCUUGAUGUGAUCAAGGCUUGAAAAGAACGUUUUUAAACUGAGCGGAGGGGGGCUCUCCUGUGCCCAACAAAGGUCUCAGAGAUAAUAAUCUUUUGAAAAAAGGUUUUUGAGGACGUUUCUCGAUUGAGGGAAUAGUUUAGUUUCUUUCAUUUCUUCCUUUUUUUUAUAAAAUAUUCUAGCUCAGAUUUAACUUACGAAUCAAGCAUUAAGAAGAAAAACAAAAAAAGCAAUUUCAACCGGGUAAUGACCUGUGAAUUAUCGAAUGUUAAUACUUCCUCUUUUAUCCCAGGAGUUUACCGACAGGUCUCGCACCAAACAUAACCUCCUUUACAUCUCUUCCUAUCUCAAUCUGUCAUUCUCGCUCUAAUCUUUCACUACCUGAUCUUGAAUCUUUCUGUCCAUAUUUCUACCUUUCGAUCUACAGAUUCAUGGUGCUACCGACCAUCCAGUAACCCUGAUUCAGCUGGCUGAUGUGGGUGCUGUAAAGGAACCCACAGCUUGUUGACGGACUGAUCAUUGUUUUCUUUUUUUGGAGAGGGAACAAUUUUUGUUUUUCUUUUUUCUUCUUCUUCUGACCUUCAGGAAAGUCAGAAACGCAGCAAGAACCUCUAAAUCAACAGCAUCAUCUCCAUGUUUCACCUUGUACGUCCCUCCUUCGUUUGUCUAAAAAAAAUGCUCAAUCUGAUUGGGCCACGAGGGGAAGCUCCACUUGGCAACAUGGAGUUGAUUGGUUGAAUUUUAGGCUACACAGUGUUGUUUUUCUUUUUAUGUGUUUUCUAACUGAAUCGCUUUUAAUUCUCAGUGAGACUGAGGCUAAUUAGCUAGCAUCACUAACUUGAAAAAUGAAUGUUGAAAACCUCGACCGGCUCCUGUUUGAUCACUGUUUGUUUUAUUUUUGUACUACUACAACUUUUUUCUCCUUUUUUCCCUCCUCCUCUUUUUCCUCUUGUUCUUCUUCCUAAACCAGAAUCACCUCCACAAGAUUUUCCUACACAAUCCACUCUCUUCCAUCUCCAUCGCCGGACCCUGUGAUAAAAACCACAUAUCAACAAGGAGAUUGUAAUAAAGACAUGCAUUUUCAAUCAAUCAAUCAAUCAAACAAUCAAUCCAAUAACUACAAAAAAAGAAUAUGAAUUUGUUUUGAGGAAGAGAAAAAAAAAUCACAUUCCUUUAAACAACGUUGUCUUUGUCGUUGUUCUUCUGUUUUGUGUUUUUUUUCUUCCCCAGCCUCCUUUGCCAAAAAAAAAAAAAAAGAAAUGUUAAUCUCACAAGUUUGGUGUUUUAAAAGCACUGUGAUUCUCGUUCAUUUGUACGUUUUUUUUUUCUUCUACUUUUUUGGUAAAAAGAGGAAAAAAAAGAUGAGAAUAAGUAAUAAUUAAAACGGUAUAAAAACUGUCACGACGUCCAUCUUUUUAAAGUUGACAGCCCCGUCUUUACCAUCCCGUCAUCCUUAUUACCCAGUGUGAUUAAGCCGUAAAAACGUGUUACCGAUGUGUUUAGUGUCACUGGCUGUCAAAAAGUCUUUCAUGGCGACUUCUCUCUCUGUGUGUGUUGACUAUAUGCAGUAUAUACUGAGCUACUGUAGCUGUUUUUGUCCUUUGUCUUCUCUGUGCUCUAUCUCUAGUGUGGGGGGAGGGGGAGGGGUGGGGCUUAGAGUGAGAGGGGCGUGGUCUAUGGGAUGUCUGACAUCCUCCCCAAAAAAGGAGAAAAAAAAAACGACAACCCUCUUUCUCUCUUUCCCCGUCUCUUUCUCUGUCUCCCUCUAUCUGCAGUCUUAGUGAAACCAGUGGAGGUUCGUGGAAUUUCGUGUUCGGUGGCCUUUGCAAAAAACGGAAAAAAAAAUUUGUAGAGUCCACCUUUUUUUUCGCUGCUUCCUUUUUGUCUUUGUAAAACCUUGUUUUUUAUUUUGUUUUCUAAUCCUUCUCUCUCUUUCUCCCUCUGCUAUUGCUUUUUGCUGUUGUGUAGUCUUAUACAAACCUCUUUAUCUCGCUGUCUUUUCUCUCAGAGAUGAAAAGAUUCUUUAACUAGCUCAAAGGUUUAUGGAGCCAUGUUUUUUGCCUCUAAAGGAAUUCUGGGAAUUGCAGUUUCCAGCUCUUGCAUACAAAGUAUUAAAGAACUAAUAAAUAUUUACAUUAUAUAGGAAUAAAUUAUGAUGAGGAAAAGCCCUAAAGUAGCAUCGUAGAUGUAGUCCUGGAAAAAACCAUAAAAGCCUCAGUUGUGAAACAUUUCCCAGAGUCCCUUGGGGCGUCUUGUGUGCAUUGGGUGUAUUUCAUUGGUUCCCACCGAAACUUGUUGACUUCCUGCGCAAACUUCUCUCACGGGACAAACAAAGUUAAACAAGUGGUUCAAGGGGGGAGAAAAAAAAUCACAGUAGAAUUUCAGGACAAAUAAUAAUAAUAAUAAUAAUAAAAAAAACAAUUUUAAAGAUUUCUAAAGAAAUUAAAAGAAAAAAAAUAUUUCGCACUAUAAAUCUAUUUUUAUAGGUGUUUUGGAAAACUGAACUGCAUGUUUAGUAAGUUCGUCCGAUGCGUUUCACGUGAUAGAGCCCGCGUUUUGGUUUUUUGUUUUUUGGGGGGGGGUUGGUGGUUUUCAGUCCAGCAGUUUUUGUGUUUUUUUUUUUUCUUGUUUUGUUUUGUUUUUGUUUUUUUUUAAGUCUGUCUAGCCCAAACGGGGACGCGAUGGAGGCCUGUUGGAGGAAUAAAGUCUGUAUUGUCAAACCAACCUGGGCCUCUAAUCCCCCCGCCCUUCACAUCAGGAAAAACAAUCUGUAGCGUCUGUGCUUUCUGUGAGGAAUCAGUGUCUUGUUACUGCGAUUAACAUGUAAAACAACUACAAAAAAAAAACAAACCCAGGUUAUGAAAUUUAACAAUGUAUUUAUUUAUUUUUGUGUUCAAUAAAGAGAAUGUGAUCAGGGCCACUCGAUCUGUCCGUUGAUUGGUGGGUCGUUUGUGGUUGAAUGUUAAAUUUGUCAUUUCGGGAGCAUUUUUGUUUCCGUGCUCCUCUGGUAUUUUAGCAUUUUCUACUUUUGGUGGUUUUUGCGUGAAAAACGGGGGGCGGGGCACAAAUGAAUGGCAGGGCCCCAUUUGGUAGAGGAAAAAGGGGAUUUGGAGAGGGGGAGGGGCACAUAACUCAGACGAAACCAGGAAAUACACCCACAUGUAACAAAAACCAAACAGCCGGUCCAAGCUGUUUCAAUGUUUUUUCUGUGUUUUAUGUCGAAAAAUGAAAACUUUGCUGGUGAUUUUAAAAACUUAAAAACCUUAAUCACAGCUGCUGUCAAAAAUACAUAGUGUUUAAGAAUUACAAAUAUUGAAAAAUCACUUCAUUUACCUGUGAAGAAACUGUGUCUGUGUUUUUAACUAUUUCUUGUACAAUUAUACAGAUUCUUUUAUGAGGAACUUGGUGCCAAGUAGCUGAAAUACGGGAGAGAGGGAAUCUCUUAUUAUCAAUGUUAACAGUGUUAUAAAAUUCUAAAUACAAACAAAUUAAAAUAUUAAAAAAGAGAAAACUAUGGUACAUUUCUAUUUUUUGUUUUUUUCUUUUCCUCGCAAAAGAGGGAAAACACAUGACUAACUGAUGCUAACUUUGAGUGCCUGGCUUAUUUUAUUAUUAUUAUUAUUAUUAUUAUUAUUAUUAUUAUUAUUAUUUUCAAAAUACAUCUUUUUGAGUUCAUUUACCAUGAAUAAUGCUGCAAAUCCGAAAAUGUACAUACUUCAUUUAGCAGUUGUUCUUUUAUAAGUUUACUAGGUUCUCAUCCGUUCAGAGGAACAUGUCACAUACAUGGUUGUCUUUCUGUAACCCGGUUUUGACCAUCUUACAGGUGCCAUAUUCAUAAUAAAAAUUUCUCUUGAAUUUGUUA
Molecule: messenger RNA, 8547 nt
Organism: Lates calcarifer (barramundi perch)
Lineage: Eukaryota; Metazoa; Chordata; Actinopteri; Centropomidae
Product: neuronal PAS domain-containing protein 3
Exons: 12
Coding region: 893-4117 (1074 amino acids)
Biological process (GO): regulation of transcription by RNA polymerase II
Molecular function (GO): RNA polymerase II transcription regulatory region sequence-specific DNA binding; DNA-binding transcription factor activity, RNA polymerase II-specific; protein dimerization activity
Source: RefSeq, a predicted model, not a curated record